GAAAUCACAAAUAAAAGCGUCAACAGGAAGAAAACACGGGCGUCUGCUGGCACGACCCCAACCGUCUUAACCGUGACAACAAUCUUCAAAAAGAGAAAAAAGCAAUAAGAGAACAAAACAUACUAUAACUCUAACAUAAUGAGCUCGACGGCGUCGGCACCGCUGGUGCGGUGUCUUCUCCGCGCACUCACCGAUGACGGCUACAAGAACAUCAUGGACAAACCGCCCGGGGAGUUUUCGCUGCAGUCGGAAAUCUCAAAGUUGCACCCGACGCUCAGCCUUCAUCAGGUGCUCCCCGGCACAGCGGCGUACCCGUCCCUGCGAGUGGUGGAUCUCAUUCCAGCCACACGGUGCUCCCUGAAGGCGGACGACGCCGUGACGAUGGUCGUUCUACCUCCCGUCCGCGACACUGCCGACCAACUCACCUCUGCCGACGCAGGAGAGCAGGAAGAGGCAGCUGGCACAGAGGAAGGGACGACAUGCACGAUUGCGGUGCGCCUCAACACGAGUCUCCGCGGCUCCACUGCGCUGGCCUCUCAGGGUGUUCUUGAUGCCCUCCUGAUCGAGGACGAGUGCGUUGUGAAGGUGUGCGGAAGCCAGCACGACUGCGUGUUCGUGGUGGAGAAGGUCAGCGACCCGCCGUGCGGUGCGUCUCCACACGCGUUAGAGGUGGGACCGGAGCUGUUCCGCAAUCUGCGGGCUGCGUUUUACUCUCGCGCGUCGCAAGCCAUGGCCACAGGCGACAACAACGCGAGCUACGCGGAUACAGUGAUCGACGUGCCGGCCGACGUCUUUACGCCACUGGAGGACGACGAAGGCGAGCUGCUGCUGCGCUCUUCCGCAACGGUGCGUCAUCGACUGGAGAAGAUUGUGCUCUGCCCCGCCACGGGUGACACGGCGCUGACGGAGCUGUACGGCCUGUACUACCCGGAGCUGUGUGCCAUCUUCGGCGCUGCCUCUGCCGCGGCGUGGGAAGGUCAGUUCGUCAGCACCGGCGAUGUGCUGCUGCUCGACGACACUGCUUUCACCCGCGCUGCUCACCGCCUGGAAGGCGUAGAUGUGCUGGAAACGGUGUCGCGAGUCCUGUCGCACAAGGUGCGGAGCUGGCGUGGGUCGUGGACGGACGAGAUGGGUUCGAGUCCGCAGUUGCUGGCGCUGCGGGUAGUGCGCACCGAGACGGACCGUGGCCCGGUGCCAUUUGGUGUGAUGCACACGAACAGCAGCGACGACGACCCAAAUGCGGCCGAAGUGGUGUUGGUGCACCAGCGCAACUACAAAGGCAACGACCUCACCCCUGUCUGGCCUCCAACGCCGGCGGAGGGACUUGCGGGCGUGGAGGCCUUCGCCCGUAUCCGCGACGCCCUCCGCAGCGCCAUCUCCCCCUCGCUGGACGUCCAACUCCACACCUUCGUGGUGCACGGCGUGAAGGAGAAUUUGGCACGCGAGUUAGUGGACUGCGCCGUCCAGCAAUGCGGUCUCGCGUCUGUCCUCAUCGCGGCGGAUGGCGUGGAGGAGGCGGAGUUGGAGGACGCCGUGCGGACUUUUUUAUCGGAGCGGUGCGGCGGCGCCACGGUGCUCGUCAUCCACAACGCGCACGUCAUCGCCUCCUCCUGCCCGCACCUCCUCUCGCUGCUAGACGAGCGGAUCAGCGACGAUCGCUGCGGCAGAGACGGCGCGGACCCAUCGGGGGCCCGUGUGCUGUUUCUUCUCUGUGAGUCGAUGGAGGCCGUGCCGCCGAUGAUCGCGGCUCGCGCCACCAACGCGGAGGGCGUGCUGGAAUGCGGCAAUCCGUCCGAGGAAGACCGCGCGAGUUUCAUUGCCCCGGUGCUGGAGUGGUGCUGCCAGCGCCAUCGCGUGCAAGCCAGCGUUCUGCUCACGCCGAAGACGUUCGCGGGGUGGACGGUGGGGCUGACCUACGCCGACAUCCUGUCGCUGGUGGAGGAGUGCGCCCGUGCCGCUGCGCAGGCGUUGCCCGCACUCUACAACGGCGAUACAUCUGAGGCGAGGGCGGUGGUCAGCGAUGUCUCCUGUGAGCCGAUCGUGCAGUCCUAUCUCAAGGCCCACGGCUACAACAUGGUGUCGACGAAGCUGCAGCCGGUGCGGUGGAGCGACGUCGGCGGCCUGGAGGAGGCGAAGCGCGAGCUGCGGGAGACGAUUCAGCUUCCUCUAUUGCACCCGGAGUUGUUUGAAAGCGGCAUGAAGAAGCGCACCGGUGUUCUCUUCUACGGCCCACCGGGCUGCGGCAAGACACUGCUGGCCAAGGCCGUCGCUACGGAAAUGAACAUGAACUUUAUGUCUGUCAAGGGGCCGGAGCUGAUUAACCAGUACGUGGGCGAGAGCGAGAAGAAUAUUCGGCUGCUCUUUCAGCGAGCCCGCGACAACUCCCCGUGCAUCGUGUUCUUCGACGAACUGGAUGCCCUCGCCCCGGCGCGUGGCGCAAAAGGUGACGCCGGCGGUGUGAUGGACCGCAUCGUCUCGCAGCUGAUGGUAGAGGUGGACGGCGUGGGGCAGAAGCGCUCCGACGGCACCGCGAGCGGGGACGUCUUUAUCAUUGGGGCGACGAACCGCCCCGACUUGUUAGACGCUGCGCUUCUGCGUCCUGGCCGGUUUGACCGGCUGUGCUACCUCGGAAUCCCGUCGACGCGUGCGGAGCAGCUUUUUGCCCUACGCGCCCUCACCCGCAAGUUUGACAUGCACGAUGAUGUGAGUCUCGAGGCGGUGCUGGAGCCGCUCGAUUUCGUCUACACCGGGGCGGACUUUUUUGCGCUCUGCUCCGAUGCGAUGAUGUUCGCCGUCGAAGACGCGUUGGAGGCGGUGCAGGAGCAGCUGACGGCUGCCGCGCUGGAGAGCAAGGCGGAUGACGGCGCUGCCACCGUGACCGCGGCUGAAGAGGAAGAGUCGAAGCCGAUCAAGGUGUGCAUGGAGCAUUUCCUGCGUGCCAGAUCGCAGCUGAAGCCUUCCGUCACGAAGGCCGACCUCCACAAGUACGAGGCACUGAAGAAGAAGUUUGACAAGUAA
Leptomonas pyrrhocoris is the source of this 3018-nucleotide messenger RNA. RefSeq names its product putative peroxisome assembly protein. Gene Ontology annotation, molecular function: ATP hydrolysis activity; ATP binding. Lineage: Eukaryota; Euglenozoa; Kinetoplastea; Trypanosomatida; Trypanosomatidae. Gene Ontology annotation, cellular component: cytosol; peroxisomal membrane. Gene Ontology annotation, biological process: protein import into peroxisome matrix. The transcript has a single exon. Bases 139 to 3018 code for a protein of 959 amino acids. The record is from RefSeq and is a predicted model, not a curated record.